Messenger RNA from Sycon ciliatum, 4322 nucleotides. RefSeq lists its product as uncharacterized. Gene Ontology annotation, molecular function: protein binding. Bases 294 to 4010 code for a protein of 1238 amino acids. The transcript is spliced from 25 exons. The record is from RefSeq and is a predicted model, not a curated record. Lineage: Eukaryota; Metazoa; Porifera; Calcarea; Leucosolenida; Sycettidae.
UCCAAGCAAUCAAGAAGGCAAUUCCUUUCAUCUAUCAAACGUUUUCCCCUCUUCAGGAUAGCACAGGGAAUGGUGGAAAAUUUGAAAGACUCAUAACUACUCAAUCUGCGCGGACAGAACUGUUUCGUCCUUUGUGGACUCAUCAGCGCAGCACUAUAAUUAUUAUAGAGUUUGUAUCUAGCACACUUAGUCUUUGUUAUUUCUGGUGCCUUUCGAAAUAUUCGAAGAGGUGGGAUUGUGCGAACAGGCUGAAAAUAACCGGCACAGGAGCCUUGCGUCCCGACUGCGGCAAGAUGUGGAUCAUGCGGGAUACUUUACUGAUCCUGGCCCUGAUCUCGUGUGUAUCUGCCAGCGUUUCAGAAGAAGAACAGAACACUUCAGGUAGAAAAGCCCUGCGUGCCAAUGCCAAUGAUGUGUGUACCAUUGUGCCUAUACGCGGACGGCGUGACAGGCAGGUCUGCACUCACCAGCAUCUCAAAGCCAUCAUCUCGCAUGCUCCGCGGCGAGCGAAUCGAGAAACGUACCACCUGAACAUCAGCCACAAUGAUAUUGCUAGCUUCAAGCCACGGAAUUUCAAAAGGGUGGGCCAGUAUUUGAAAAUCCUGGAUUUGUCGCACAAUCAGCUCUCAAUCUUGGAAAGCAACAUAUUCAGCGAGCUGGCCAACGUCUCCCACCUUCUCUUGCACCAUAACAACAUCACAUUGAUAGAUUAUGCUGCUUUCAAUUCAUCCGGCCCUCGAAGAAUGCAGCACCUGAACCUUGGUCACAACAUGCUAUCUUCCCUUCCUGCCAAUGUCUUCCAAUCAAUUAAAACUCUACGGACACUAUCGUUGGAUCACAACCUGCUUUCUAGCUUACCAAAUGACAUUUUCCGACCGUUCACAAUACUUCGGCAGCUGUUCCUGAAUCACAAUAGACUAGCGAGCUUUCCGAACAGAACCGUGGAAACGUUGAAGAAGCUAGAUCUCUCUCAUAAUCAGUUCACCUCCAUCGAGUCUCUCCCACGUUUCCCCUUUGUCAUUCAUCUAGAUAUUUCCCAUAAUCAGAUCAUAGACAUCUCACCAACCUUCUUCCAUGAGAAGUUUCCAAUCCUUAAGCAUCUCUCUCUAGGUAGCAAUGCAUUUUACAGUUUGUUCAUCAGUCCUAUUAAUGCAGACUCACCGAUACCGUUGCCGAAUCUAAUAAGCUUAGAUAUGAGUGAUUCGUACCUGAAUCAUCUAUUUAUUGCCUUUCAUCCUGGCUUGCCAAUCUUCAAAUACUGCUUCUCAGGUUGUGGUUUAACCAAUCUACCGGCAGUGGGACAGCGUAUGGCAGUAGCAACCUUCCUAGAUGUUUCCCGCAAUCCUCUCCUGCCAAAUGCCCCAAUGGUUCUUCGGCACUGGUCUCGCUUAAGGACAUUGAACAUUGCAGAGACAGGCCUAACGGAUCUCAACUUCCUGAACAACACACAUCAAGGCCUCAUUGACCUCAACUUAUCUGGCAACCUUGUGGAGCCGGGAUCACUUAGCCUGCUCAGUCGUUUUCCCAACCUUACCAAUUUACAUCUGAGCAAUAUGGGACUUUCCCUUUUGCCACAAGACUUCUUGGGAACUGAUCGUCGUCCAUACAGCCACUCUCGCCUACAAUAUGUAGAUCUGAGUGAUAACGAGUUGAUGGAACUACAACCCAAUGCUUUUGAUUUGAGCUACUUGGCAAGUCUGAAAAUUCUUAAACUGAAUAACAAUUCCCUGGUCAACAUCUCUACAAGCAUCUUUGGUAAACGUGCAUACUCAGCCAUGCGGGUCAUCGAUUUAAGCGACAACAACCUUGUGACACUUCCCUCAAAUCUUCUUCAAUCUACCUUGCAUUUGGAAGAAUUCUAUGCUGACCAUAACCAGAUCACAACUCUUGGAGCAGACCUGUUCAGGGGACUUUCCCUCUACAUUCUGUCGCUGAAGGACAACUUACUGCAGAACCUUCCAGCAGAUCUUUUCAAUGCUUUCUGGAUGGGCACUAAUGAAACAGACCCUGGUAUGCUCCAGACGGGGCUGUUCAAGAGGUAUCGUCCCUACUUGGAACGUGUGGACUUCUCGGAUAACCCGCUCAACGCAAGCUCAUCCACGUGUCCUCUGGCAGUGCUGGUGGAGAUUGUUGAGCGGCGUUUCGCGAUCCGAACGAACUACACCAAGAACACGUUCCUACGCCACUUCGACGAUAAGCAGCACGCCGUAAAAGAUGAGCUCACAAGAAUGCUAUUUGACUAUCCUUGCGGGCAAACACACAAUGGCGUCCGUCCGAUAUUGUCGUGCAAUUCCCAGGGCAAACAGGUCUGCCUAGUCAGGCGUCAGGAAGGCCAAAGCCAGUCUAUAAUAGCAUGCGGCGGAGACAGCGGCAUCUACCCAAGAUGCAAAUUCAAAGUCCGUGCGGAGACAUUCCGUUGCUAUUGGCGGAACUUGACGUCUGCAGCAUCAACAAAACGUGCGUCAUGCAUGACCUGGCUACCUACAGCAUACAAUACUACAUCUGCAACGCUCAAGCAGUCAUCAGUACUCCCGGAACCACGAACAACACAAGAACCGCAAGCAAACGAUGGGCAGUCUGAAAUGCAGAGAUCAACAAGUGCCCAGGCUUUGCAAACAACUCUGGCUUCCCAAACAAACCAGGCUCCUCCAGCAACCCAAGCUUCUGAAACAACCCAAACUUCACAAGAAAACAACUCUUCGGAAACAACCCAAGCUUGGCAAACAACCAUGGCUUCUGAAACAACCCAAGUUUCACAAGAAAACAACUCUUCGCAAACAACCCAAGCUUGGCAAACAACCAUGGCUUCUGAAACAACCCAAACUUCACAAGAAAACAACUCUUUGCAAACAACCCAAGCUUGGCACACAACUAUGGCUUCUGAAACAACCCAAGUUUCACAAGAAAACAACUCUUCGGAAACAACCCUUGCUUCACAAGCAACCCAAGCUCCUCAAACAACCCAAGCUUGGCAAACAACCAUGGCUUCUGAAACAUCCCAAGUUUCACAAGAAAACAACUCUUCGCAAACAACCCAAGCUGGGCAAAUAACCCAAGCUCCUCAAACAUCCCAAGCUUGGCAAACAACCAUAGCUUCUGUAACAACACAAGUUUCACAAGAAAACAACUCUUCGCAAACAACCCUUGCUUCACAAGCAACCGAAGCUUCGCAAAUAACCCAAGCUUGGCAAACAACCCCAGCUUCAUCAACAACCCAGGCUUUGCAAACAACCCUGGAUUCGCCAAAAAAUCAUGAUUUGCAAACAACAAAGGCUUCCCAAACUACCCACUCUUCAUCAACAACCCAGGCUUCGCAAACAACCCCCGCUUCGCAAGCAGCCCAGGCCUCUCAAACAACUCAUGCUUUGCAAGCCAUCCAUCCUUCGCAAACAAACCAAACCUCGCAAACUACCCAAGCUUCACCAAUAACCCAAACUUUGGAAACAAGCGAAGCUUUGCAAACAAUCCAGGCCUUGCAAACCACCCAGGCUUCGCGAACAACCCCUGCUUCGCAAACACAUCACGCUUCACCAACCACCAAGGCAUUGUCAACAGCCCAGGGAUCACAUAAUGACCAGGACAAUUCCACAGCCCAGACUCUAAGCCUUCAAACAAAAACCCAGGUAAUACCAGCAAGACCAGUGGCAACCCCAGCUGUGAUGGCAACUGGAACAAACCAAUCUGGAGAAAUCCAUCUCCUAUUCACAACCCAACCACCAACAACAUCUGCUGUGCUUCCAACAAACUCCCUGUCCACGGCGCAAUCUUCCACACCCGCAACCUCGGGCGGAAAUCUUAAGGGUCCAGCUGUAGCGACAAAUGCAAGUGAAGACAACGUGAACAGGGAUUUCAACAAGUCUGCAAACUCCAACUCCAACGCGGAUGUACCUUAUGGCUAUUUUCAGGUGUUCGGCUCAGUAACCGGCUCAGGAAACAUCAUUACAUGUGCUGCUGCAUUACCCCUGAUAUGUGCAUGCAGCGCAACCAUAUUUGUCAACUACUGGUUAUAGAUUGUUACCCCCAUAUCCAUAUUACCCCAUGCAUAUUCCAACUACAGAUACGAUGUACGCCCUUGCUGAGCUGGUAUGUUUCUGCUGCAUACUACUUGUGUGUGCUUGUCGACAUGAUCGCCAUCUUGGUAUGCCUCAAUUCAAGUCGUGGUGUGCUUUUCCUUAUUGGGUAGCUUUAGAAAUUCCUACUGCUGUGCUAGUUUGCAGUUGUUGUUCUCAUCCUUAGGAUUUUCUCUAUUCAAUUCGAGUGUCACUUUUGGCUAGACUAACUGUGCCGAACUGGUUGCAGUGGAAAUCAGGUAGCACCGGCGG